Molecule: messenger RNA, 936 nt
Organism: Papaver somniferum (opium poppy)
Lineage: Eukaryota; Viridiplantae; Streptophyta; Magnoliopsida; Ranunculales; Papaveraceae
Product: F-box protein At4g00893-like
Exons: 1
Coding region: 1-936 (311 amino acids)
Source: RefSeq, a predicted model, not a curated record
AUGGGCGUUCUCGAGCAGCAAUAUGGUAGUGCAAGUGCAAGUUCCAGUUCAAAGUCAGGGUACUCUACACCGAGAAGGAAACCAUUGUUGUUCCUCCAUGAAGAAUUACUGGAAGACGCUAAACAAGUUAUGUAUGAUCCCGUUGAAGGAAGCCUUAGUCCUUGCAAGUUACCUGAACUACAAUCCCCAGUACAAUGUAUAGCAUCUGCAUAUGGUUGGUUACUGCUUUUAUCAAGGAAAAGUCGGUGUUUCUUCUUCUUCAACCCGUUUACGCAUUCGAGAAUCAAUCUUCCAUACCCGAAGUUCAUGAUCAAUUCUGCAGUGUUCACUGAUCCACCUACAUCAUCAAGUUGUGUUAUUUACAUCUUUUAUACGAUAUGUCUAGAUGGAAGUUUCUACCGUUUAGAAAUGGAUGAUUUAAAGAAGGAGAACCCAAAGUGGAUUUACUGGGCAAAAACAAUUCUUCCGGUCAAGCAAGCUAUAUACAGUUAUGGCCAUGUGUAUUGUAUUGAUUCACUAGGAAAGUUUGGGCAUUAUGACAUCGGUACCCGUACUUGGACUGCAAGAGCGGUAACUAAUAUGUUUACAGUUCUUCGGAAUGCGUAUUUAGUGGCAUCUGGUGGAGAGGUUUUUGCAGUAACAAGAGAUCCGGGUGGUGAAUUUACUGGAGUUUUCAAGUUGAAGUUCAAGGAGAAUGAUCAGAAGAGAGUACGUUUAGAGAAGGUUACCAGUUUGGGUAACUUUACGUUUUUCGCAGGUCCAUGUGGUUCUUUUUCUACUUUCGUAAAAGGGAUGGAGAAUAAAGUCUGCAUUGCAGAUUACAAGGGUGAUCAGAAGUGUGCAAUCUAUAAUGUCGAAGAUGCUUCUAAAAAUAUUGUUCUUGAUGUCCCGGAAUAUGGUGUGGAUUAUACUCCCGUCUGGAUUCUAAAGCAUUGA